AAAUUUGGCUUCGUGGACCUACAGUUACACCAGGUUAUUAUAAAAAUGAAAAAGUGACCAAAGAAACAUUUACAGAAGAUGGAUGGCUACAAACAGGAGAUAUUGGAGAGUGGAAACCAAACGGAAGCCUAUCAAUUAUUGACAGAAAGAAAAAUUUAGUGAAAUUAGCUCAUGGUGAAUACAUUGCGCUUGAAAAAUUGGAAUCAGUUUACAAAUCAACCUUAUUUGUAUCCAAUCUUUGUGUUUGUGCUGACUCGUAUCAGUCACGUCCUGUAGCUUUAAUUUUUCCUAUUGAAGCACGAAUCAGAAAACUUGCAAAGGAAAAAAACAUAACUGAAACAGAUUUUGAGAAGCUAUGUCAAAAUAAAGAAAUAACAAACUCAGUACUUCAAGCUUGUCUCAUCGAGGCAAAGAAAGCAGAUUUUAAACCCGCAGAAUUGUUAUCUGCAGUUACAUUAGUGCAUGAAGAAUGGACAGCUGAAAAUGGACUUUUGACAGCAGCACAAAAAAUUAAACGUAGGGAUCUUCAACAAAAAUACCAAGAUGAUAUUGAUAGAAUGUAUGGUAAAAAAUAA
This is a messenger RNA of Entrophospora sp. SA101, 575 nucleotides long. The record is from the annotation of a GenBank genome assembly. Lineage: Eukaryota; Fungi; Glomeromycota; Glomeromycetes; Entrophosporales; Entrophosporaceae.